This is a messenger RNA of Aspergillus aculeatus ATCC 16872, 1206 nucleotides long. RefSeq lists its product as uncharacterized. The transcript has 5 exons. Gene Ontology annotation, molecular function: O-methyltransferase activity. The record is from RefSeq and is a predicted model, not a curated record. Bases 1 to 1206 code for a protein of 401 amino acids. NCBI's taxonomy places the organism in Eukaryota, Fungi, Ascomycota, Eurotiomycetes, Eurotiales, Aspergillaceae.
AUGACGAAAGAGACCCCCAGUCAGAUGCUGGCGCUGGCCCGUCAACUCGAGGCUGCAACCAACACCCCCGGCCAGCUUCCCCCCGCCAGCGAUGCGCUACACUCGCGACUACUCGCCGCGACGCGUAAUCUCCUGACCAGCCUGGAAACCCCCGAGAGCCAAUUGAUGCAUCUGGCCAAGGCACCGGUGGCUCACGGGGUGUUACGCGCCGCACUGCGCAUCCGACUGUUCGAGCGCUUCGACGAGGGCCCUCCCACUGCCACGGAUCUGGCGCAACGCUGCGGCAUUGAUGUCGCGCUUCUAGUGCGUCUCAUGCGAACCCUGGCCGCCAUCGGCAUCUUCACCGAACCCAGCCCGGGUGUUUACGCCCAUACUCUACAAUCGCAAACCCUACGCCAGCCCCAACAUCGGGCCGUGAUCCAGGGCAUGGCCGAGACCGCGACGUUGAUGACGGCGCUCCCCGACUUCCUCGAGACCCACAAAUGGCAGAACCCAGUCGAUACACAGCCCACCCUCUUCGGAUUUGCCCACCAAACCGACCAGACCAUGUUCGAGUGGCUGGAGUCGCAGCCCGAGCAGCGCGCCAUCUUCGCCGCCUUCCAAUCCAGCACCGCCGCCCUCGCCGUGUGCCAGCUGCAGCCCUUCCUCCGCACUCUGCUCAGUGCGCCUUCGGAGGAUCCUUCGAAUGAUAAAACCACAGCAGUCACGCUCGUGGACGUGGGCGGCGGCCGCGGCGCCGUGCUCCGCCAGGUCAGCGACGAGCUGGAUCCCCCGCCGCGCGGUCGCAUCGUGCUGCAAGACCUGCCCCAGGUCUUGGAGGGGGUGGACGGCGGCGAGCGCGUCGAGGUGAUGCCCUACAACUUUCUCCAGCCCCAACCCGUUCACGGAGCCCAAACGUACCUCUUCCGUCACAUUUUCCACAAUUGGAGCGAUGGCGUGGUCGCGACCAUUCUGCAGAACACGGUGGCAGCGAUGGGCCCGUCCUCGCGACUGGUCAUUGUCGACCUGGUGCUCCCGGACGGAGGAGGCGCGUCUCCCUACGCGGCCUUUUUGGAUAUGAGCAUGAUGGCAUUUGGGGGUAUGGAGCGCACUGAGGCGCAGUGGCGGGGGAUAUUAGGGCGAGCCGGGCUGCAGGUGCGCCGCAUUGAGCCGCUGGAUGCGCUGACCCCGGGGUCAGACCAGAUCAUUGAGGCGAUGUUGGUUUGA